Molecule: messenger RNA, 913 nt
Organism: Aspergillus wentii DTO 134E9
Lineage: Eukaryota; Fungi; Ascomycota; Eurotiomycetes; Eurotiales; Aspergillaceae
Exons: 1
Coding region: 168-653 (161 amino acids)
Source: RefSeq, a predicted model, not a curated record
CUCAACUAGCUCGAUCUACUGAGCUCUCUCAUUCCUUUCUUUCACAACUCUGCUCGGCACCCUUUUUUUAACAGCAGAUGAGCUGUUAAUUGGUGCUUUGAUCAGAUACCUUUUAUUUAUUAAAAAAAACACUCACUCUAACCUGCCCCAGUUGCAGCUUUGACCCAAUGGCUUCAGAGGAAUACAACUCGUCGGACUUGACGUCCAUCUUGAAAACACUAUCCGCCUUGUCCAAUCCAGCUUCUCAAAAUCAAGUCGAAUCUAUCCAGAAUUCUCAUCACCAAGAAGACAAGCCCGAAGAAGACUCAUACGAGCCAUCCGAUAUCAUACCUCCAAACACCGUUCCUUCUGUAGCUCAACGGAAUCCUGCCACCAGUGCUAUACCCCAGACCAAUUCCCAGUUAAACACUCCCGCAACACAACCUACAGGAAACACAAUCACAAUCGACCCAUCUACAAUAACUGCAUGGCCUGCAGCCCUGCGAUACGUGAUGCGAACCGUAUCGCAAAGCGAAGAAAUCCAACGUCGAAUCCGACGGUUAAUCCAAAGCCAACACGACCAUGAGAAACAAUGGUGGCAGGGCCGGGAAGCUCUCCUCAAGAAACAGAGUGCAAGAGUCGAGAAGAAAAAGGAAUUGGACGAGGUUCUGUGAGUUGUUAACGGGUAUAUACAUAUACUUACGGAACGUAUCUUCUGACCUCUCUCAAGGCGCUCUGUUGGAGCUCCGGUAGAUGAAAAAGAAGUAUCCGUAUGUUUAACUCACUGCACUGACUGUCAAAUGCAACCUAGGUUGUCCGACUCGCACAAUAAUACCUAGCACUCAAACAGCAGACUAACCGAAUACCUUGCUCACCAGACAGCCGAAGAAAACCAAGCAGAAAUAACAAACUACGAUUGCAAAGUAUACAAAGC